Drosophila takahashii is the source of this 454-nucleotide messenger RNA. RefSeq lists its product as uncharacterized. Gene Ontology annotation, cellular component: mitochondrion. NCBI's taxonomy places the organism in Eukaryota, Metazoa, Arthropoda, Insecta, Diptera, Drosophilidae. The record is from RefSeq and is a predicted model, not a curated record.
UAACGUUUUCCAACCGGUUUUAUUUCAAAUAUACUUUCUGUUCUCAUCAAAAAUCUAUACUUCCAAAAUGAUUCGUGGAGCCAGAAUUCCAUUUUUAUCCCGCUCACCAUUAUGGCUUUUAAGGACCUAUCAGAAUUACUCGAGUGAUGGCAAGGAACAAAAUGCUCUCAAGCGUUUGGGCACCAGUCCCAGAAAUGUUCGCGAUCACCCCGAGGGAUGUACUCCCCAGAACCUGAAUACAAUGGCCUUCGUCUCCCCGGAUUUUAUACCCCCAUCUACCUACCGAAUUGUGGAAGAAGCCGAGCAGCUGGGACCCAAAGCAGGAAAAAAGGAAAUCUACAAGAAUCCGGAGUACUACAGCUACUAUCGAUACUCUUACUACGACCUUACAACAAUCGUUGAUACCAUUAAAAAAAAGCAAUCAUCCAAAAAGUAAUAAUAAACAUCACCCAAU